AUGGUUGGAGGAAACUGGGCAGGAGUAACUGAGUUUAUUCUCAUGGGUUUCUCUUUCCCACCUAUUGAAAUACAGUUGUUACUCUUCCUGACAUUUCUAACCAUCUACCUGGCCACUCUGAUAGGAAACAGCCUAAUUAUUUUGGUUAUCCUGGCUGACCCCACGCUGCACAGUCCCAUGUACUUCUUCCUCAGGAACUUGUCCUUUUUGGAGAUUGGCUUCAACCUAGUGGUUGUGCCCAAAAUGCUGGGAAUGCUAUUUGCCUGGUACACAACCAUUUCUUCCUCUGGGUGUGCCACACAGAUGUAUUUCUUGCUCUUCUUUGGGGUUGAGUGCUUCCUCCUGGCCUCCAUGGCAUACGACCACUUUGUAACAAUCUGCACUCCCUUGCACUACCCAGUCAUCAUGAACCAAAGGACACGUGCCAAACUGGCUGUUGCGUCCUGGUUUCCUGGCUUUCCUUUAGCUACUGUGCAGACCAUAUGGCUCUUCAGCUUUCCCUUCUGUGACACUAACAAGGUGAACCACUUCUUCUGUGACAGCCCACCUGUGCUGAGGCUGGUCUGUGGGGACACAACACUAUUUGAGGUCUAUGCAAUCGUUGGGACCAUUCUGAUCAUCAUGAUACCCUGCUUACUGAUUCUGUGUUUGUAUUUUUGCAUUGCUGCUGCCAUCCUCAAGGUUCCAUCAGCUAAAGGGAAGCAUAAAGCCUUUUCUACGUGCUCUUUUCCCCUCCUUGUUGUCUCCCUUUUCUACGUAUCUUUAAGCCUCACCUACUUCCAGCCUAAGUCCAAUAAUUCUCCUGAGAGGAAGAAGCUGCUAUCAUUGUCCUACACUAUUGUGACUCCCAUGUUGAACCCCAUCAUCUACAGAUUGAGAAUUAAUGAGGUGAGGAAUGCUCUCAGCAGGACCUUCCACAAGGCCCUAGGUCUUAGAAGUUAUAUCUCAUAG
Artibeus jamaicensis (Jamaican fruit-eating bat) is the source of this 951-nucleotide messenger RNA. Its product is annotated as olfactory receptor 10A2. Lineage: Eukaryota; Metazoa; Chordata; Mammalia; Chiroptera; Phyllostomidae. Gene Ontology annotation, cellular component: membrane. Gene Ontology annotation, molecular function: G protein-coupled receptor activity; olfactory receptor activity. The record is from RefSeq and is a predicted model, not a curated record. Gene Ontology annotation, biological process: G protein-coupled receptor signaling pathway.